GCGGGCACCGAGUCGUCUGGCAAGAACUGCGGGCACCGAGUCGUCUGGCAAGACUCAGGGGCACCGAGUCAACUGGCGGAACAGGGGGAGUCGUCAGGGGAAUCGAGUCAACUGGCUGGCGGAACAGCGGGCAUCGAGUCAACUGGCGGAACAGCGGGCAUCGAGUCAACUGGCAAGACUGCGGGCACCGAGUCGUCUGGCAAGACAGUGGGCUCCGAGUCAACAGGCACGACAGUGGGCACCGGGUCAUCAGGUAUCGGAUUGUCUGGCUCGACAGCGGGCAUCGGGUCACCAGGCAUCAGGUCAUUUGGCUUGCCAGCGGGCACCGCGUCAUCUGGCAAGGCAGUGGGCACCGGGUCACCAGGUAUGACAGCGGGCUCUGAGUCAAUUGGCACGACAGCGGGCACUGGAUCAGGUACCGGAUCAUCUGGGAUCAACAGCGGGCAUCGAGUCAACUGG
This is a messenger RNA of Staurois parvus, 459 nucleotides long. NCBI's taxonomy places the organism in Eukaryota, Metazoa, Chordata, Amphibia, Anura, Ranidae. The record is from the annotation of a GenBank genome assembly.